UCUGACGGCUUUUAUCCGCUUCACCUCGAGACUUCUCGCAACAAGUCGGUCACGGAAAUCACCUUCACUGCGAAAUACGAGAAAGCCGAGCAAUCUGGACAGAUCAGAAAAAACUUCCCUAGUCGACAAACCGUCACACCUUUGAUAACAUUGCUGUAGAUGGUGGCCCGGAACUCCUCUUUGGCCCGCUGAUCGAAGUCCUGCCCGUGAAUUAUGCGCAUUUGCUUCAGGAAAGUUGACUUGCCGCUCUCGCCAGCUCCGAGCAGUAAUAUCUUCACCAGCCGCUUCACCCAUCGGUGGACUGUAAACGUAUUCGCAGGCUAAAGACGCCAACAUGACUAUAAGAAACGUGCAGGAUCACGGUCAGCGUUACAGACCGCGGAUGGCUUGUCUGAAAAAGAUGGAAGCUGUGGUGUUGGAAAUGCAGGACCCUAAGACCGGAGUAAAGUCUCAAACCCAGAGACUUGUCAUCACCACCAUCCCUCAUGCCAUCACAGGAGAAGAUAUUGUUGAAUGGAUUUCUAAUCGUUUCAAAAUAGAUGUUGCUGAGGCACGAGCCUUAGGCACCAUGAUGGUGGCCUUUGGAUAUAUUUAUCCACUGCAGGAUCACAAGAGACUAAUCAUCAGAUCCGAUGCCUCACUCUAUCGCUUUCAGACACCAUAUUUCUGGCCUGCACAGCAGUGGCCAGUGGAGGACACUGAUUACGCAAUAUACCUGGCAAAGAGGAAUAUACGAAAAAAGGGGAUGUUAGAGUUGCAUGAACAGGAGCAGUAUAAUCAUCUACAUAAAUGGAUGAACCACAAGUGGGACUUCAUAGUGAUGCAGGCUAAAGAGCAGUACAGGGCAGGGAAAGAGAGAAAGAAACCAGACAGAGUGGUUUUUGACUGCCAGGAGAGAGCCUACUGGGUAGUACACAGACCACCGCCAGGAACAGUUAGUGGGAUGGACUAUGGACUGGAACGACUAGUAGAUCCCAAUCAGGAGGAGAAAAAAACAUCUGACUUCUAUAGAAGAAUAAUCAUCUUCACUCAACAGUGCAUCAUGAGGCCAAGAGUGAAGUCAUCUGUGUCUAUUGGAGCCCUUGUCAAGUACACAGGAACAUGCAAACAGCAUGACCCCUUCCUUUAUCCAUGCCUUCCAAGCAACCCAUGGUUAACAGAUGAUGUCACAUACUGGGACCUUAACAUGCCAACUGUUGAAAAUCCUACAAAAAUGAGAGUGGAGCGCUGGACUUUCAGCUUUGGUGAACUGCUUUGUGAUCCACGUGGACGGGCAGAUUUCCGUCUUUUUCUGAAAAAGGAGUUCAGUGGUGAGAAUCUUGCAUUUUGGGAAGCAUGUGAAGAUCUGAAAUGGGGGGCUGCAGCUACAAUGCAAGAGAAAGCUCAGCAGAUCUACAAGACUUUCCUGGCUCGUGGAGCACCUCGUUGGAUCAACAUUGAUGGAAAGACCAUGGAGAUCACUGUGAAGGGUCUGUCUCACCCACAUCGCUAUGUCCUGGAUGCUGCUCAGACCCACAUCUACAUGCUCAUGAAGAAGGAUUCUUAUGGACGAUAUCUGAAGUCCUCUGUAUUUAAGGACACCCAGAAAAAGGCUGUUGCUCCUGAGCCGCACAGAUUCAGUGAGGCUCAGCUGGAGCAGAAUGCCAAGAAGCGAAGGCCCAGCCUGAGUCCCAUCAUCCUGAGGCAGCAGGAGGAGGCGCAAAAAGCCAAACUGGCUGCCAGUGGCCCUGUGGACAUCACACAGGUUAUGAGCAAACUGGCUCAGAAAAAAUGAGCAAAUAGAAUAAAUACAGCCACAGUAUUUUUAACAGACUUUCAUCAUAGAUCAAAUUAACACAUCUUUUGCUAUGACUAAAUACUAGUUUUAGGCACUUUACACUGUAAAUCUUUUUAAUGUAUACUGCUAGAUCUUUAAUAAUUAUAUGUUCAGUAGAAUAAGCUAAGGCUUGAAGGGAAUUUAAGGGUUAAUAUAUUGUGUUGUAUGUGUUUCUUUUGUAGCCCAUAUUUUUCAUUGUACAUGAGUGUCAUGAGAACAUCUGUGUUAUGUCAGAUUCUGUUAUUUUGUGUUCAAACAUUAUCACUUGCAUAUAGUUCCAUUUGCAUAAAAUUGCUCUGUCCAUUUCUGUUCUUUACCAUCCAUGUAAUAAAGUUAUACAUAUUUUCCAAUUCCCAACUGUUCCUGUCCUGUGUCUCCAAAUCA
Molecule: messenger RNA, 2200 nt
Organism: Neoarius graeffei (lesser salmon catfish)
Lineage: Eukaryota; Metazoa; Chordata; Actinopteri; Siluriformes; Ariidae
Gene: rgs9b
Product: regulator of G protein signaling 9b
Exons: 18
Coding region: 335-1774 (479 amino acids)
Biological process (GO): G protein-coupled receptor signaling pathway; regulation of G protein-coupled receptor signaling pathway; intracellular signal transduction
Source: RefSeq, a predicted model, not a curated record